Molecule: messenger RNA, 2931 nt
Organism: Hypomesus transpacificus
Lineage: Eukaryota; Metazoa; Chordata; Actinopteri; Osmeriformes; Osmeridae
Gene: kcnk6
Product: potassium channel, subfamily K, member 6
Exons: 3
Coding region: 149-1093 (314 amino acids)
Biological process (GO): potassium ion transmembrane transport; stabilization of membrane potential
Cellular component (GO): membrane
Molecular function (GO): potassium ion leak channel activity
Source: RefSeq, a predicted model, not a curated record
ACCCCAUGGCUGGCAAACUUGUAGCAGUGGGUGGAGGAGAGAGUGACAAGGAGGUGUUCGAUGAGGACGAGAGAAACUUCCUGAGAGACGAGACUGGAGGUAGUCGGGGGACGGAGUCAGCUAGACAGAUGAUAACGUUGUUAGAGAGAUGUCUUCGCUGAGCAAAUCGUGGAUUCUGCUCGUAGGCUUAAUACUUUUCUACGUGACCUAUCUGAUGCUUGGGGCACUCGUUUUCUCCAGCAUAGAGCGGCCAGUCGAGGAACAACUCAAACUUGACAUAGAAACGCUACGACAAGAGUUUCUUAAUCAAAGUUGCAUAAAUGAUUCUUCGCUCGAUAUAUUUUUGGUAAAAGUUUUGGAGGCCAACAAGUAUGGAGUGUCUAUCCUGCGGAAUUCCUCACUGGAUUCAAACUGGGAUCUGGCUUCCUCUUUGUUCUUUGCAAACACUUUGGUAACAACAGUCGGUUACGGGCACACCACUCCUCUUUCAGAUGCAGGGAAGGCCUUCUCCAUCUUCUACGCCCUACUGGGCGUCCCCUUCACUAUGCUGGUGCUGACGGCCUGCGUCCAGCGCCUCAUGUACCCGCUGGUCUACGCUCCCGUGGGGCUGGUCCAGCGGGCCGGCCUGACCCAGCGCUCAGCCACGGAGGUCCACUUCCUGGUUCUGACGGUUGUGGUGGUGCUGUGCUUCUUCAUGGUGCCUGCGGCGGUCUUCAACACGUUGGAGGAGAACUGGUCCUUCCUGGACGCUGUGUACUUUUGCUUUAUCUCGCUGUGCACCAUCGGACUCGGGGACUACGUGCCAGGGGAGCAGGCAGGACAGAGGCUCCGGCCUCUUUAUAAGAUCUCUGUCAUGGUUUACCUCUUCGUAGGCCUGCUGAUGAUGUACCUGGUUCUGCGCGCCUUCCACAAACUGGCCGACCUGCAUGGCCUCACUGCCAUGCUGCAGCUGCCCCACUGUGAAGAAGACGAGGACGAGGACAAGACGCCCAUCGUGGAGGCCGGUCCACAGGACCAGCAGCAGGCUGACAAGGCUGCCAGCAAGCCCCUAGACCCCGGAUCACAGCUCUCGUACAACUCCAUCAACAGAUAGCUUAGCCCGGGCUAGCUCAGGUCUCUCUCUCUCUUUUUCUCUCUUGGUUUUCUGUCUCUCUCUCUGUCUGUCCCCCUCGCCAUCUCUCCCUGUUUCUCAUUCUCUUUCUGUGUCUCUCUCUCUCUCUGACCCACUUUCUGUCCUGUUUUCUCUGUCUCUCUCUCUCUCUUUCCUCUCUCUUCUCUCUAUUUCUGUGUCUUCAGAAUAUUGACACCAUGUAAUUCACCUGCAUUCAGGUUCCAGGACAGCUAGUCUACAAUGUUCCACAUUGAUGUGGGGAGGUCGGUGGUGACUAAUUUACAGUUUUGGAUCCUAGUUUGGGUGUUGGGGGUGGGGGGGCUGUAAAGUGAAGCCUUAAUGUUACCAGGAAACCUGCCAUCACCACAAGGCCUAUGCCAGGCUCUGAACCACCAGACUACAGCAGCCUGAGCAGACCAAAAAGAGCAAACCUGACCUCUUCAGAUACGCAGGUUCACCAGGUGUGACACUGCUGGGUUGGUCACUCUGCUCAGCAUUGACGUGCCCAUCCACAUCACGCAGGGAUUGACAAGGAGUUCAUUUUUAAAUACUGUUAUUCUCUCUUGACCAAAAAUGUAUGACUUAUGUUCGGAAAACCAAACUGGUAUGCUAAUGUAUUGUGUUGGAUCUUGUGUUUGUGUCAUUACAUGUUUCUGUUGGAACUGUGUGCCUUUUGGUCAGGGCAACUGUUACACACGUUCAACACUACGCACACAUUCCACACAUUCAACACAACACACAGGUCACCAGAGUGGUCUUUUUUGAGACCAUGUUUGGCAAUGCAGAAUACAAAAAAUGCCAUGGGCUGGCUUCCUAUGUGGUGCUGCCCCCUACAGUGUCUGCUUAUGUAUUGCAACAUGUUUAUUGUUUGCAGGAAUGACAGGGCCAAAAGGUUUCAAUGGAGGGAAGUGAUGAUAGAUGGUUAUGAAAUUUCCACGUAUGUUACUGAGGUAUUUGGUGGUAGACUUUAACAUUAUACCAAAUGCUACUUCCAUUGCAUGUAUGUUUCUUUGUGUCGGUAAAAGAUACUUGUGUCAAGGUACAAUAUCAUAUAUCAAUUUAGUGGAUGUUUUGGACGUGUCCUUAGUAUUGUGAUAGUUUUGAGGUGAUUUCCCAGACACCCUCAGAAAUGGAUUAGAGACUUUGAUCUUCAAUCGAAAACAUGUACUGAAAGUAGUUUGAAGAUCAGAGGCCUAAUUUGUCAAACGUUCUUGGGAGUUAACCACAUUUUUAUCGCAAUAUUUUUCCUAAAUGUGUUUACGCAAUUUAUUAAAAUUUUCUUUAGUUAUUGUUUUACUUCAAUUACAUUGUAGUGGGCAAUAUAGGCUAUCCCUCUGCAAGCGCUCAAUAGUGGUUUCUGCUCAAGUAUUCAUGAUAUGCCAGCAAUACAGUUCACGAAUCAAGAGGAUUUCUACUAAUGCACAAUUUAAGAUGAUCAAGUCGGUGCGUGCGCACAUUUUUUUAAAUGAAGUUGGGAUUAUGAAUCUACUGUAUUUUGGGGAAAUGUAUCAUAAGUUUAUUAUAUUUUGAAGAAUACUGUCCAUAUUGAGCAAUGUAGGAACGUUUCUGAAGAGCACUUUAACUGUUCACAUCCUGCCAGGUGCUCAUGCCUCUCUCCGUCCAUGACAGGACGCUGCUCCUCUUAAAUGGACCCCAUCAAUCCUAAUACUGUAUUUGUUGUAGUUUAUCCCAGCAGACUGACUGAAAACUGUUAAAUGUCCUGUAUGAUAGCGUAUUGAUCGAUAGUUAAUUACAGGGUGAGAUUUUAAUUCAAAUGCAUGUAAUGUAUUCAUAGCCAAUUAAAAACUUCACCUUGUUAA